Messenger RNA from Penicillium lagena, 1374 nucleotides. RefSeq lists its product as uncharacterized. The transcript is spliced from 2 exons. Gene Ontology annotation, molecular function: monooxygenase activity; FAD binding. NCBI's taxonomy places the organism in Eukaryota, Fungi, Ascomycota, Eurotiomycetes, Eurotiales, Aspergillaceae. The coding region runs from base 1 to 1374 and encodes 457 amino acids. The record is from RefSeq and is a predicted model, not a curated record. Gene Ontology annotation, biological process: secondary metabolite biosynthetic process.
AUGAAAGAACUUAAUGUCAUUGUGGUGGGAGGAGGCAUUGGUGGACUUCAAACCGCGCUGGCUUUGGGCUCGGAUGGACACAAAGUUACUGUGCUUGAAUCUGUCAAGAAGUUCCUGGAGGUCGGUGCUGGAAUUCGUGUACCGCCCAACUCCUCGCGUUUGAGUCUUAGCUGGGGUGUUGAUUUCAGCAAAGUCAAAAAAGAAAUUUCUCUCGGCAAUCGCUUUGUUGACUGGAAAGGAAAUAUCCUCGCCGACUGCCCCUUCAGCGAUGUCAAGGACAAGUACGGAUCGCCGUACUACUUCCUUCACCGUGCAGAUCUGAUCAAGGUGCUGGUCGACGCCGUUUCGGAACACAAAAACGUCACGUUGAUGAUGGACUCCCGGGUAGAAACCUACGACUUCGAUGCACCUGCAGUGGUCUUAGCCUCUGGAAAGCGCAUGGAGGCGGACCUUGUGAUCUGCGCUGAUGGAAUCAAAUCUGCAGUCAGAAAUAUCAUAAACGGGAAGCCUUUGGAACCUCAAGACACUGGCGACGUGGCGUACCGAGUCCUUGUACCCGUGGGGCCGCUUUUGGCGGACCCUGCAACAAGGCACCUGGUGGAGCAGGCCUGGGCAGUUCAUUGGAUGGGCCCUGAAGCACAUGCCGUUGGUUAUCCGUUGCGAGGAGGAGAGCUGUACAACAUUAUUAUCGACAUAACGCAUGCGACUGACGUGGGAAAGCCCGUAGGGGAAGAUGAGUGGCGCUCUCAGGCUGAUAAUUCUGAGCUUGUUCGACGCUUUGCAGGAUGGUGUGAGCCCGUACGAAAGCUGUGCAGCAUGGCAAGCACAUACCUCAAGUGGAAACUCGCUGAUUUUGAUCAACUGGAACGAUGGGUUCAUCCUAGUGGAAAGGUUGCGAUCCUAGGUGAUGCGUGCCAUCCUAUGAUGCCUUACAUGGCUCAAGGAGCUGCCCAAGCAACGGAGGAUGCUGCAACACUGCAAGCAGCACUUCGGGAAUGUGACGAUAUUCAUCAAGCACUGAAAAUGUACGAGCUUCAAAGACUGCCGAGAGCAGCAUAUGUUGCUAAGAAUACGCGCAUUUUGCAAGAGUGGCUCCACCUAUAUGAUGGACCUGAGCGAGAGCGCCGUGAUUCGUUGAUGAAAGAGGAUAAAGCAACGAAUCCUGUAUUCUGGGCAUUUACAGCGCGGAAGGAUUGGCUCUUUGGACAUGAUGCCCGAAAGUUGGAGGUAGGCAAAGAAUCUAGCUUUCCGGAGCUAGCAGGUCUUCCCGCCAAGGUAGCAAGGAUCUAUGAUGGCGCGAUUCCGGAUACAGAGCUUCGAAGAAAAUUAAGAAGCAUGAAGAACCACCGUAGCAAUCUUAAUGGGCUUCUAUAA